AUGGCUCGUAUCUCACGAGAUUUCAAGAAGCAACCAGCGAGCACUGCACAGUCAGGUCCAACCGGACGACGAGUGACAGCAAUUGCGCACCACUACUUUGGUGCACAUGGAGGAAAGACGGAGAAGCAAAAUGGGACUCGAAUCGAACCGAAUCGAAAAGAACUAGCCGCACCUCUCUGCACUGCACCUUUGUUUGCUAAGUGA
Gongylonema pulchrum is the source of this 204-nucleotide messenger RNA. Lineage: Eukaryota; Metazoa; Nematoda; Chromadorea; Rhabditida; Gongylonematidae. The record is from the annotation of a GenBank genome assembly.